CCUUCACACCUACUAUGGCUUCUCCUAGAUAAGGCUUUUCUCCUGCCUGCUGCCCUGAAAUCGAUUCAUAGGGCUAUUUUUCUACAAUAAGCCAUAACCAGGGGCUCCAAAACCAGAUUUUAUACAUUGGACAGCUUUGUAGCAAUUGAUCACGGUCUAAAUAUAUUAAUGGAUUCCUUGACAUUGCUCGUCUGACUAUGGGGGACAUUUCAUAUUCAAACUGUAACUGUCAGUGACCAAUAGUUUACAAAAGGAUGUACAUAUUUUCAAAGGCAAUGCUGGAAUCAGGAGGUGGAAUGGUAUGCUAAAGUGGGAUGAACAGUUUUAAUUGAAAAACAACUUUUUGCAGUACUGUUGAAACAAAGUGGGAUAAUUUUCCCCCAAAUGGGGAUGUAUUCACUAAUGUGAGCAGUUUCUAGCAUGGGCUCUGGUUGACUGAAAGAGGAUCAGAGAGCCCAGUGGGCACUAAUGACAUCCACAAAGCCUGCUGUCACAAAGAGGAGCAGUGAUGCGGCACUGGCUAUAAAAGCAGCUGCCUUGAAGACCCCAGAUCAGAAGAGAGAGAGAGAGAGAGCCGACCACACACCAUCUCAACCAGGUACUAUGGAAGGCAAACGACAGAAUGCGGCUCGCUCCUCACGAGGAAAACUUCACUUCCCAGUUAACAAAGUAGACCGCCUACUUCGAGAAAGGAACACCUCCAAAUGCCCUAACUCCACUGCACCGGUUUUUCUUGCCGGUGUUCUUGAAUAUUUGACCUCAAAUAUUCUUGACCUGGCUGGCAAGGAGGCCCACAACAGUGGCAGUAAGCUUAUUAGCCCUGAGCAUGUGACCAUGGCCAUUCGAAAGAAUGAAGGAUUCCAUCAACUCCUAAAAGAUAACAAGUGGUUGGCUGGUGAGAUACCAGGACCCAGUGGGACAUCAGCACUUAAUAAAAGAUCUGCGCUCAAGAGACCAACACCUGAUGAGACAACAGAACCUGAUGAGACACCAGCACCCAAUGGGACACCAGCACCUGAUAAGAAGUGA
Molecule: messenger RNA, 1029 nt
Organism: Rattus rattus (black rat)
Lineage: Eukaryota; Metazoa; Chordata; Mammalia; Rodentia; Muridae
Product: histone H2A-Bbd type 1-like
Exons: 1
Coding region: 469-1029 (186 amino acids)
Cellular component (GO): nucleosome
Molecular function (GO): structural constituent of chromatin; DNA binding; protein heterodimerization activity
Source: RefSeq, a predicted model, not a curated record